AUGAGGUAUGGGCUGAUCCCGGCCAUAACAUUAAACACACCCACUCGGGAUGUCCUAUCAUACUUAUUUUCUCCACCUGAACAUUUCAUUGAUCCAAAUCCAUUUUCCCAGCACAGAAAUCGACCAGUCUACACACAGUGGGGAGAACUGGCGGAGAAAUUGGCAGACACCGAGUUUAGGUCCGAGAUUGCAUACGACCUGGUGGAGGUCUACUUUCAAAUUGUUCAUUCUCGGCUACCGCUUCUCAACCCUACACAAUUCCGUAAUCAGCUUAAACAACAGCUAUCCUCCAAUAAUGUUGGCGAAAAGCCCCUACACCCCGCGCUUGUGGCCACGGUGAUUGCGUGGGGGUCCAAGUUCUCUGAACAUCCUCUCCUGAUGGCUGAUCGCCAAACCCACGGUGGCCAAGGACACUUCUCCAAAGCUCUCAUUAAUCGGACACGAGAACUGGCGGAGGCCCUCCAUGUCCAUCGAGUGCCCAACUCUGAUCAUGUCGUCAUUGGUCUUCUCAUCGAGACCCUCCAGAGCCAAACUCCUGGAGACUCCAAGGCGUUCCUCGGAUUUUGGUUGACCGCGGCGACGAGACAUCUUCUUGACCUUCAAAUCAACCAUAAAUCGGUGGCAGGGCAAAUACCAGAUACCGAGGAGCGAGGUACUUUGAUAUUCGCUUGGUGGAUGGCGUGCAUCUGUGACGCCUAUAGCUCGCUGUAUUACCGGCGCAAACCUGUCCUCGACGAUGACGACUAUGAUAUCGAUUUCUACACCGUGGAUCCUAUCAAUACGGAUGGUACGCCAUCUACCCGUGAAUCACUUGAGGGGUAUUAUCGUGCUGCACAUUCAUUGGCAAGAACCGCUCGUCAAAUGUCCCGAGCAUUAUGGAGACCUGCGACCGACAGUGACGGCAUACCCCUCGAAACGCUAACUGGCUUUUUCAAGGCUUUGCGGGAUUGGCGGUCAGAAUUUUUAGAACAAGUCACUGUCCACAUGAAUGAUUAUUCAGGUGAUUUCGUAACGACAGUCUCUCGUUUCGCUAGUGACGCUCAAUACCAUGUUAUGUGGAUCAUUCUGUUCAAUGCGGCGGAUGAGUUCGGUGUUAAAGAAUUGAACGACUUCCAAAGGGUGGGAACACCGCCAUCUAUGGCGCCGACUCAAGCGCAUAUACACGAGCUACUUCGGAGAAUUACGAUGGAGGCUGUGGAAAGUGCAACGCGGAUAUCCACUCUUGUCGGGGUCCUCGCUUCGAAUGAAUACUUGAAACUGGAUCCCGCAGUAAUGCUCUUCAGUUGUAUUGCUGCCGGACAGUUGCUUGCCAAGUUGGGUCGACGGGAAGUCAUGAAUUGCAUCUUGGGACUGGAACAAUACAGUCGUUCCUAUGAAGAGGCUGGAGAACAAGCUCUCGACAUCCAAAGGACGUAUGACUUGGUAUGCACCAACCCUAGUCAUGUUGAGGUUGGCCCAUUGGGGAGUGUUGCUCGUCAAAUGCCUCCGACGAUGCCUGCCAGAGACUCUUACGGAAUGCACGUUGAUGAAGAGUCUGGGGUGGAGCUCAAUGGCGGAGGAGAUCCAUCUUCUUUAUCUUUCGCUUGA
Marasmius oreades (fairy-ring Marasmius) is the source of this 1587-nucleotide messenger RNA. RefSeq lists its product as uncharacterized. Bases 1 to 1587 code for a protein of 528 amino acids. The transcript is spliced from 11 exons. Gene Ontology annotation, biological process: DNA-templated transcription. Gene Ontology annotation, molecular function: zinc ion binding; DNA binding. Gene Ontology annotation, cellular component: nucleus. The record is from RefSeq and is a predicted model, not a curated record. Lineage: Eukaryota; Fungi; Basidiomycota; Agaricomycetes; Agaricales; Marasmiaceae.